This is a messenger RNA of Propithecus coquereli (Coquerel's sifaka), 1718 nucleotides long. RefSeq names its product DEAD (Asp-Glu-Ala-Asp) box polypeptide 49 (gene DDX49). The coding region runs from base 47 to 1480 and encodes 477 amino acids. The record is from RefSeq and is a predicted model, not a curated record. Gene Ontology annotation, molecular function: nucleic acid binding; ATP binding; RNA helicase activity. The transcript has 13 exons. NCBI's taxonomy places the organism in Eukaryota, Metazoa, Chordata, Mammalia, Primates, Indriidae.
CGCGCCGGAAGCGCGAUUCACACGGGUCCCACGGCAGGUGGCGUGGAUGGCCGGCUUCGCUGAGCUCGGGUUGUCUUCAUGGCUCGUGGAACAAUGUCGGCAGCUGGGUUUGAAGCAGCCUACGCCCGUGCAACUCGGCUGCAUCCCCGCCAUCCUGGAGGGUCGGGACUGCUUAGGCUGUGCCAAGACAGGCAGCGGCAAGACAGCGGCAUUUGUUCUUCCCAUCUUGCAGAAGCUGUCUGAGGAUCCCUAUGGUAUCUUCUGCCUUGUCUUGACACCCACUAGGGAGCUGGCCUACCAGAUCGCAGAGCAGCUCCGAGUCCUGGGGAAGCCUCUGGGCCUGAAAGACUGCGUCAUCGUCGGUGGCAUGGACAUGGUGGCCCAGGCUCUGGAGCUCUCCCGGAAACCACAUGUGGUCAUUGCCACACCAGGGCGCCUAGCCGAUCACCUCCGCAGCUCCAACACCUUCAGCAUAAAGAAGAUCCGCUUCCUGGUAAUGGACGAGGCCGACCGGCUGUUGGAACAGGGCUGCACAGACUUCACUGCGGACCUGGAGGUCAUCCUGGCGGCCGUGCCGGCCCACAGGCAGACACUGCUAUUCAGCGCCACCCUAACCGACACGCUCAGGGAGCUGCAAGGCCUGGCCACCAACCAGCCCUUCUUCUGGGAGGCACAGGCCCCGGUGAGCACCGUCGAGCAGUUGGACCAGCGCUACCUGCUGGUGCCUGAGAAAGUCAAGGAUGCCUACUUGGUCCACCUGAUCCAGAAGUUCCAGGAUGAGCACGAGGACUGGUCCAUCAUCAUCUUCACUAACACGUGCAAGACCUGCCAGAUCUUAUGUAUGAUGCUGCGCAAAUUCAGCUUCCCUGCCGUGGCUCUGCAUUCCAUGAUGAAACAGAAAGAACGCUUUGCCGCCCUGGCCAAGUUCAAGUCCAGCAUCUACCGGAUCCUGAUUGCGACAGACGUGGCUUCCCGGGGCCUGGACAUCCCCACAGUGCAGGUGGUCAUCAACCACAACACCCCCGGGCUCCCCAAGAUCUACAUCCACCGAGUCGGCCGGACGGCCCGUGCAGGGCGACAAGGACAAGCCAUCACACUGGUGACACAGUAUGACAUCCACCUGGUGCAUGCCAUCGAGGAGCAGAUCAAGAAGAAGCUGGAGGAAUUCUCGGUGGAGGAGGCCCAGGUGCUGCAGAUCCUCACGCAGGUCAACGUGGUUCGGAGAGAGUGUGAGAUUAAACUGGAGGCGGCCCACUUUGACGAGAAGAAAGAAAUCAACAAGCGGAAGCAGCUGAUCCUGGAGGGGAAGGACCCUGACCUGGAGGCCAAGCGUAAGGCCGAGCUGGCCAAGAUCAAGCAGAAGCACCGGCUCUUUAGGGAGAAGGUGGAACAGACGCUGCGGCGGCAGAAGGCAGCAGGGCGGGCUGCCCGGGGCGUCCACCCAGCACCCCGCCCGGGGCCCGCCCAGAGCCCAGCCUGAGCCCCACACGGCCCCUGCCUCCCCAGUUUGAGGGACCUCUCCUGGGGUCUGCCCAGUCCCCCUCAGCAGACCCUGUGGGCAACGAGCCCCUCGUCCCUGUGCCCCCCGCUGUCCCCUUCUUGGAGCCUUGGCCGAGAGGCCGCAGAGGAGGAAGGAACACACUGGCCAGGAGGUUGGACUGAACUCCAUGUAGUACGCCCGGGCCAGGGUCACCCCCAGAGGAGCCGUGUGCAGCAGG